AUGGGUCCCCGGGCGAAACGGCGUCGGAUGACAGACCCGGACGAUGAAAGUGAUAACAUCUGCCAGGCUGCAUCGGCUUUGGAGAAAGACAGCUGGAAUGGAUUUUGCGAGAUAGAGUCAGAACCGGCUCUAUUCAAUGUGAUGUUGCGGGAAUUUGGCGUCAAGGGUGUCCGAGUACAAGAAGUCGUCUCCCUUGACGAAGAGAUGAUGGCCUUUCUCAAUAAGCCUGUUUAUGGUCUAAUCUUUUUGUUCCGGUGGCGCGAGGAUGACCAAGGCAAACAAGAAGCCAGUUGCCCUGAUGGCAUAUGGUUUGCCAACCAGACUGCAAAUAACGCUUGUGCCAGCGUGGCAUUACUCAACAUUGUGAACAACAUCCCAGGUAUUGAUUUGGGAGACAAUCUACAGUCUUUUAAGGAGUUCACAAUACCUUUCACCCCAGCUCUACGUGGAGAUGCCAUCAGCAACUUUGAAUUUGUCAAAAGAAUCCAUAACUCCUUUGCCCGGAAAAUGGAUAUUCUCAACUCAGAUCUACAGCUCAAGAUCGAAGCUACGGCCAAAAAACAUCGCUCCAAGGGCCAGGAUGAUGACGAAGACGAUGCAACAUUCCACUUUAUUGCCUUCAUGCCUGUGAUGGGUCAGCUGUGGAAAUUCGAUGGACUCGAGCGACAGCCCCAAUCACUCGGUGAAUGUUCCAAAGACAACUGGUUAGAGUUGGUCCGGCCAAAUCUGCUGACCCGAAUGGCUGCCUACGAAGAGGAGCAGAUUGAAUUCUCGAUCCUGGGACUCGUGCGUGACCCUCUACCUGACCUCAUCAACUCUAUGGCCAUCAACGUGCGAAGCCUGGACAUUCUCCGCCAACGUGCCCUAUCCCUAUCACCUCCUGGAAUUGAUCUCUCUUGGGAUCAUCUCGUUCUUGGUCCUGAUCCAUCCUUAUGUCUCACACGAGAAGGUAUCGAUGCGGCGGAACUUCCUGACAGGGUUCAAAAGUGCCAAUCAUGUUCGGCGGGGGAGUUACAGGAGUAUCAGCAGGAGCUUAGCAAGGAUCAGCAAGAACUCCGAGUGCGCAUUCGGGAAGAACAACAGUCACACAGGACAGAUGAUGAGUACGCCGCUGGACGGCGGUUUGACUACAGUCCAGCAGUGCGAAUGUGGCUUCGACUCUUGGCGCGGAAGCAGGAGCUGCAGGAGCUACAAACCGCCCUCGUGGGCAACUGA
Messenger RNA from Penicillium nucicola, 1215 nucleotides. RefSeq names its product ubiquitin C-terminal hydrolase 37. Gene Ontology annotation, biological process: protein deubiquitination; ubiquitin-dependent protein catabolic process. Bases 1 to 1215 code for a protein of 404 amino acids. Gene Ontology annotation, cellular component: cytoplasm. The transcript is spliced from 6 exons. Gene Ontology annotation, molecular function: cysteine-type deubiquitinase activity. NCBI's taxonomy places the organism in Eukaryota, Fungi, Ascomycota, Eurotiomycetes, Eurotiales, Aspergillaceae. The record is from RefSeq and is a predicted model, not a curated record.